AUGUCGCUCUACCACGUUAUAGAGCACACCAUCGAUGCCUCCCACAUUCGCGAAUUCGCCCGCGCCACGAGUAAUUCGCAGGCAGAAACGCUGCGUCUAGCUGUCAAGCAGUACGUGCCCAAGGACAACCCCCAUCCCCGGAAGGGUGACCUCACCAUCAUCGCUGCCCACGCCAACGGCUUCGUCAAGGUCCGCUUCUCAUUUCUGUCCCCGUGGUCCUCCUCGUCACCGUCAUCUUCAUCCUUCUCGUCUCGUCCUCUUCACCUUCCGUUCCCUCCACCACCAUUCUUCCUUUUCUUCCUCCACCUCCCCUCCUGGUUCGAUCUCUCGCGCGACAUCAUACACAUGAUCAACCUGUUCCGGCCACCACCUCCGCUCCUCGCCGUCGGUCAUUCCUUCGGCGCCUGCGCCCUGACCCACGCCUCCUUCCUACACCCGCGACUCUUCGCAGGCCUCGUUCUGCUCGAACCCGUCAUCGGCUACUUCGACUCGAAGCCCUCCCACAUCGUGAAGGGACCCGCCGGCCGGAGCAUUCGCCGUCGAGAUCGCUGGCCCUCGCGCCGCGCCGCCGCCGACUCGUUCCAGCGAAGCCCCUUCUACCAGUCGUGGGAUCCCCGCGUCCUCGACAGGUGGAUCGAGCACGGCCUCUGCCCCGUCCCCGGCACCGAGGCCGACGUCAUGCUCACCACUUCCAAGCACCAGGAGGUCUUUACCUAUCUGCGCCCCAGCUGGGACGCGUACGAUGUCGACGGAAACCGCAUCAUCCACCCGGAAAAGGUUCCCGACCUCGACACCACCCUCCACCCCAACGUCCGUACCUUUCCAUUCUACCGCGCCGAGAGCGCCCUCACAUUUGCCCACCUAGCCGAAUUGCGAUCCGCCGUCCUGUACAUUAUCGGGGGCAAGAGCGAAACGUCGCCGCCUGAUCUCUGCGACGAGAGAACGGCGGCGACGGGGACGAGAGGUGGCGCCAGCGUUAAAUCCGUCACCAAUCCCCACUACGGCCACUUGCUGCCGAUGGAAGACCCGGGCUACUGCGCCGCGGAGGCGGCCGAGUUCGCCGCCCAAAUCAUACGCCGCUGGUCGGCCGAUGAGGACGAGUUCGAGCAGUGGACGAGAUUGAAGCCACUCGAAAAGACGACAGUGGGCGAUGACUUUUUGAAGCACUUGGACUUGAAGCCAAAGAUAUAG
Drechmeria coniospora is the source of this 1191-nucleotide messenger RNA. RefSeq lists its product as uncharacterized. The record is from RefSeq and is a predicted model, not a curated record. The transcript has 2 exons. Bases 1 to 1191 code for a protein of 396 amino acids. Lineage: Eukaryota; Fungi; Ascomycota; Sordariomycetes; Hypocreales; Ophiocordycipitaceae.